AUGGUGGUUAUGACUGUUAAUCGGCUAUUUGACCCCGAUUUUUUGAAUGUUUCUUUCCCUAAUUUGCGUACCCAUCUCUUAUCCCCUCGUGUGCUUCAUGGUCUUGGCUCUCUGCUUGGUCGUCUGUUGCGUACUGAUAAAGCCAUUACUUCGAGGUUUAGGCCUUCGGUCGCCCGCAUUCUUAUCAAGUUAUACAUUACUAAGCAGUUUCCGGAUCAUGUGUGGCUUGGUUCUGAGAAGUUUGGUUAUGUCCAACAAGUGGAGAUGGAAGAGUUUCCCUUUUAUUGUUCUCAUUGCAAAGCAUUGGGUCAUUCUAAUGCUGGUUAUUUAAUUCUUCAUCCUCAUUUAGAUGUUAAGUCUGCUCCUCCUACGGUUAAUUUACAAGCUAAUGUUCCUUCGGUUUGUGAGGCUUCUUUGCCUGGUGGGCUUAUUGCCCUUUCUCCUAAUCCUGAGGUUAUUUUGCACAUGAAUGAUUUUUCGGCUUGUGAGGAAAUUUUACUUGCUAGGCCUGUUGCCCUAGAGAAUGUUGUAGGUGUUCCUAUGAAUUGUAUUAUUGCUUCUAACUUGGUCUGUUUGGGUGAAACUAAUGCUGUGAUGGAUAGUGUUUUACUUCCCAAUUCUUCCCAUAGAAGUGUUGAUACUCCCUUGGCAGUGCAAAAUGUGAUGGAAGAGAAUAUAGUUGCAUGUGAGCUUAAUAGGGUAGUUGAGCAGGAAUGUUCCAGUGGUUCGGCUCAUAUUGGUGAGGUGGUGGGUGUUGUUUCUCCUUCGUUUAUGUCUCCUUAG
This is a messenger RNA of Dendrobium catenatum, 783 nucleotides long. RefSeq lists its product as uncharacterized. The transcript is spliced from 3 exons. The record is from RefSeq and is a predicted model, not a curated record. Bases 1 to 783 code for a protein of 260 amino acids. NCBI's taxonomy places the organism in Eukaryota, Viridiplantae, Streptophyta, Magnoliopsida, Asparagales, Orchidaceae.